Molecule: messenger RNA, 1276 nt
Organism: Lactuca sativa (garden lettuce)
Lineage: Eukaryota; Viridiplantae; Streptophyta; Magnoliopsida; Asterales; Asteraceae
Source: RefSeq, a predicted model, not a curated record
AUGCAGAAAAACAAGUCAAAGAAAGAAGCAUCAAGUUCCAAGUCAGCCUCUAAAGAAGAAAAACAAGUCAAAGAAAGAAGCAUCAAGUUCCAAGGUUUUAAAAGCAUCAAGGUCCAAAAAGAGGCUACUUCACCUCAUAAAGAAGAUGUUUCUGCAACUCAAAAAGAAGUUGUUGAUGGUAUUCAGAUUGGGGAAGGUGAUGGAAUUCAGAAUGAGGAUCAUGGUGAUAGUAUUGAGCCUGGGGAUCAUGGUGAUGAUAUUCAGAUUGGGGAAGGUGGUGGUAUUGAGACUGGGGGUCAUGGUGAUGAUAUUCAGAUUGGGGAAGGUGGUGGUAUUGAGACUGGGGGUCAUGGUGAUGAUAUUCAGACUGGGGAUGUUAAUGAUGUUAUUGUUGAAGAUUGUCAUAUUGUUGAAGAAGUAGAAGUGGUUGAUGUUGGAAAAGAAGAUGUUUUGCUUCCAAGGGUUGGUUUAGAUCUACACAAAGUGCUUGAUGAGGUUGAGCAGGGGCUGGACGAAAUAUUAGGGGAGGGUAGUUUUCAACAACAAUCAGAAACCUAUGAUGCUACUCAAUCAGAUUAUGAGGGUAAUGUUGAGUUUAAUGAUGGAAAAGCUGAUGGUGUCCUUGUAGAUAAGGUAAAACUGGAUGCUGAACAGAUUGCAUCGAUGUUGGAAGCAGGAUAUAGCAUGGAAGAAAUUGAAGGUAUGGAAGGGGUAGAACUGGAACUGGAUGACAUGCUACCUGUUGAGCUGGAUAUGGAAGAUGUAUUGGAUCAUCCUUCUGAUAAUGAUGAUGAGGCUGUUAUUGAUGAUGUUGAUGGUAUUGUUGAUGGUGGUGGUGAACAAGAAGAAGGAGGUGAUGAUGGUCACUUGGGUGAUGAUGAAGGUGAACAAGAAGAAAGAGGUGAUGAUGAAGGUCCUGAUGAUGUCCCUAGAUUGACAAGGUUGAGAAAACCCUCUGAAAGGAUCAUUUUGCAGAAGUUGAAGAAGACGGUGCUUGACAAAAAUGGAGGUGGUUCAUCUGCUAGCAAUCCAGUUAGGUUGGAGUAGUUGGUUAAGUGUUUUGGGGGUGUAGUGGGGAGCGUAAACACGGGCAGAUGGAGCCCUUUUUGCUAAAUAUUAUUGUCAUUCCACCCACUAAAUGCAGCAUACAUCCACUUGUUUUAUGUUAUAAACUUGGUUGCCUUUUUUGAUAAUUUAUUUAGGUUUUUGGAUACAAUUGGAUGGCUGCUACGUAUUAGUGAGAUGUAAAAAACCUUAUGCAAUUAAUACACCCCCU